AUGCCUAUGCAUCCGGUGACUUCCACUUUGAUGUACCGGGGGAUCUGCACGAUUCCCGAUAUCCUGUCAUACCGUGCACCGGUCAACCUGCCUGAAGAUGAAGUAGAAGAAAUCCGGGAGGCUUUCAAGGUGUUUGAUCGAGAUGGGAAUGGAUUCAUCUCAAAGCAGGAACUUGGCAUGGCCAUGCGCUCUUUAGGGUAUAUGCCCAAUGAGGUCGAGCUAGAGGUCAUCAUUCAAAGACUCGACAUGGAUGGAGAUGGCCAGGUGGAUUUCGAGGAAUUCGUUACCCUUCUGGGGCCCAAACUCACAGCUGCCGGAAUGCCUGACAAGUUCAACGGAACCGAUUUUGACUCUGUGUUCUGGAAGUGUGAUAUGCAGAAACUGACUGUGGAAGAGCUGAAGAGACUGUUGUACGACACUUUCUGUGACCAUCUGUCUAUGAAGGACAUUGAGAAUAUCAUCAUGACAGAGGAGAACCACAUUGAAAAUCCUGAGGACUGCCAGGUUGACAUUGACACUGAGAGUCCGACCCAACAGGUGAAGCAAACUUGCGUAAGGAAGAGUCUGAUCUGCGCCUUUGCGAUUGCUUUCAUCAUCAGUGUCAUGCUCAUUGCGGCCAAUCAGGUGCUUCGCAGUGGCAUGAAGUAA
Myxocyprinus asiaticus (Chinese sucker) is the source of this 648-nucleotide messenger RNA. It is a transcript of the gene cabp7a, whose product is annotated as calcium-binding protein 7. Gene Ontology annotation, molecular function: calcium ion binding. The transcript is spliced from 5 exons. The record is from RefSeq and is a predicted model, not a curated record. Bases 1 to 648 code for a protein of 215 amino acids. NCBI's taxonomy places the organism in Eukaryota, Metazoa, Chordata, Actinopteri, Cypriniformes, Catostomidae.